GAAGACCGUUGCCAACUGACAUCUGGGCCCUCUGGUGUUUCCAGCCCCACCUCCUCCCAGCCUUUCUUGUAACUAACCUGAUCGAAUGUGUGAGUUGGGAUUUCUUUUAAAAGCCCACCUCAACUGAAACUGGGACAGUAUAAUCAGGAUUCCGCUCCCCCCACCUUCACCCCAAUCGGUUACUUUUCAAAUACAGCUUUUCUAAAACGCCGCCAGUCACCCGGGCGUGAAGGCGCGCGUCCGGCGUUCCUGGGCGCUCACCCCGUGGUCCGCGCCCCAACCUCCCUAACGUUCCCCAACCGCCGUCCGAGCUGCCCCACUCUUCGCCCGGUCACUGAUGCAGAGGCUGUCAGUCCUCACCGCGCACGAAACCCAUCACAGCACCUGGGCCCGCAGCCAGUGCCGGGCUGUCCUCUUCCCACCCCAAGGCAGUCCUCUUGAGGCUCCACACCGCCUCCUUCGGAUCCCUCCUCAUCCUGCGGACUUCAGGUUGCCGGCUCCUCACUUGGGUCCUGCGCACCUCGGGCUUCUCGCAGAGUAGCCGUCUCCAUUCUACGGAUACGGAAACAGAGGACCAGAGCCCCGAAAGUCGUACGCCCAAAGGCCCCUGAGAGUGGUCUCCAAAUGCUAGUACUGUGGCUCUGGAAAGAUUCACAUUUUAUUUCCUGCAACAAAGGCAGCCUCAGAGAACUGGCCUCCAAGCCUUUUCCGUGCAGACCCCCAAUCUUUCAAGACACCACAGACCAAUUCAGUUGGCAAAAGCCCUAAGAACAGUACACCCCAAACCAAUGGAAUAAAAAAGUUUUGUUUAGUUGAGACUGCAGAACUCUUAGCUGGCUUACAGAUUUCUAAGGCAGCAUUUGGCACCUCUGUUUGCUGUUUGGCUCCUCUUUCGGCCUCUAGAGCUGAGUGCAGCUCCAAUCUCCUUGUCACAUCCUGGUCUGCAAACUGAGACCUCACAGGGGCGUUUACACCGUAGGGCAACUCCUUAUGCCGUUGUCACACUGAAGCUAGAAUUCUCAAAGCUGGAGCACUUAGGUGUCUGCAUUUUAGAGGUCCCAGCCUGAAUAUAUGCACAAGCAGGGUUUUUGUUUCUGAGCUCAGUGAAGAGGACUGCUGUGACUCCAGCUCUUCUGAAAUAUUAGAUGUGUAAAAUGCAAGGUUCUCUUCCAGCCCUGACUGGAGGUGAUGCGGCAAUGUGUGUAUGCAAGAAAAGUCCAUGCAGACUUUAUACAGACUUUACUACUACAGACAAGAGAAUCUUUCUGAAAGCUAAGGCCCAGAGAAGAGCAAACUACUGAAAAACUAAGGCCUGCAUCAGAAGGGCUUCUGCUUCCAUUAAUGGACUGAGUAAUUCAGACCAAGCCUCCAUUUGAAGACAACUAAAAAUGCUGGGGGUUAUCAAUGUGUGAGCCUCCAUCAGGAGCAUCGACUUCUCCGGAGAAUUUGCUUAAGAUGUCAAUCAUCAGACUCCACCAAGGACCUGUUGAAAGAGAAAGUCUCUACUGGAGUUCAGCAAAUCUGAAUUUUAACAAGUUUUCCAAGUGAUUCUGAAGAAUACUGAGUUCCUUUUUUGAGAAAGGAUAAAGAUAAUUUCUUACAGAAACAGUAUCCACAGUGGACUCCGGGGCUCCUACAGACUUGGCACAGCUUCCUACAGUCUUGAAACAGCCCUGUUGUUCUGUCAUGGCCAGUGGGCAGUUUGUGAACAAACUGCAAGAGGAAGUGAUCUGCCCCAUCUGCCUGGACAUUCUGCAGAAACCUGUCACCAUCGACUGUGGGCACAAUUUCUGCCUCAAAUGCAUCACUCAGAUUGGGGAAACAUCAUGUGGAUUUUUCAAAUGUCCCCUCUGCAAAACUUCCGUAAGGAAGAACGCAAUCAGGUUCAACUCACUGUUGUGGAAUCUGGUGGAGAAAAUCCAAGCUCUACAAGCCUCUGAGGUGCAGUCCAAAAGGAAAGAGGCUACAUGCCCGAGGCACCAGGAGAUGUUCCAUUAUUUCUGCGAGGAUGAUGGGAAGUUCCUCUGUUUUGUGUGUCGUGAAUCCAAGGACCACAAAUCCCAUAAUGUCAGCUUGAUCGAAGAAGCUGCCCAGAAUUAUCAGGGGCAGAUUCAAGAGCAGAUCCAAGUCUUGCAGCAAAAGGAGAAGGAGACAGUACAAGUGAAGGCACAAGGUGUACACAGGGUCGAUGUCUUCACGGACCAGGUAGAACAUGAGAAGCAAAGGAUCCUCACAGAAUUUGAACUCCUGCAUCAAGUCCUAGAGGAGGAGAAGAAUUUCCUGCUAUCACGGAUUUACUGGCUGGGUCAUGAGGGAACGGAAGCGGGGAAACACUAUGUUGCCUCCACUGAGCCACAGUUGAACGAUCUCAAGAAGCUCAUUGAUUCCCUGAAGACCAAGCAGAACAUGCCACCCAGGCAGCUGCUGGAGGAUAUCAAAGUCGUCUUGUGCAGUGAAGAGUUUCAGUUUCUCAACCCAACCCCUGUUCCCCUGGAACUGGAGAAAAAACUCAGUGAAGCAAAAUCAAGACAUGACUCCAUCACAGGGAGCCUGAAAAAAUUCAAAGACCAACUCCAGGCUGAUAGGAAAAAAGAUGAAAACAGAUUCUUCAAAAGCAUGAAUAAAAAUGACAUGAAGAGCUGGGGCUUGUUACAGAAAAAUAAUCAUAAAAUGAACAAAACCUCAGAGCCCAGGUCAUCUUCUGCAGGAGCCAGCUCUCAGGAUACGAAGACAUUCGACGCUGCGCUGUCCGAGGAGCUCCAUGCGGCACUGAGUGAGUGGCUGACAGCGAUCCGGGCUUGGUUUCGUGAGGUUCCUUCAAGCCAAGCCAGCUCAGAGAACACGAGGAGCGGUGGUGCUACACGGACUUCGGAGCAUAGAGUGGCGCUGAUGGAAAAAGGAAGUCCCUGCAGCAGUCCCCGCACUCUUUAAGCAGCUGUUUACCGAAGGCACCAGUUCAGCCAGGAGUGAAAUCCAGAGAUGAGCAACGCCAGCCUGGGUCACAGUCCAUCAAACCCCAUGAGCCCGACCACUCUCGCUCUUCUUUACAUUCCCACGUCCCCCUUCUCUCCCAACCCCUCAUAUCAGCAAGGGAAAUUAAUUAAUGAGAUUUGAUAAAUCAGUAGAUAGAAUGAGGUCCCCAUUCUGAAAUAUUUAGCAGACUGGAACCACCACGCAAGCCUCUGUAGGGGGUGGAUGGAGACACUUCUAACUUUAAUAAACUGUGACUGAACGUGGAA
Molecule: messenger RNA, 3239 nt
Organism: Pan troglodytes (chimpanzee)
Lineage: Eukaryota; Metazoa; Chordata; Mammalia; Primates; Hominidae
Gene: TRIM31
Product: tripartite motif containing 31
Exons: 11
Coding region: 1687-2931 (414 amino acids)
Molecular function (GO): zinc ion binding
Source: RefSeq, a predicted model, not a curated record